UGCACAUAGCCAGGCAGAUGCUGUGAAGAACUGGAUUGGGAGCUGCAGAAUUUAAGGAAGCGUGUGCAGAGAGAGAGAGAGAGGAGGAGGAAAGGAAUAGGGAGAGAGAGAGGGCAAGCAUCAUAGACUCUGCCAGGUACAAGACUCUCUCUUGCGUCUGCAUCCUUCCAAGCUCUCUUGAAUCCGAUAAAUCAUAACAGCUGAGCACUGUAAAUGUAUAGGAAUACAUCCACGGGCUGUCUGUGAUUGGUAAUGCUGAGUAUUGCUGCUUUAUACACAUUCAGGGGAAAUAUACCUACCAGGAUUGUUAAGGUGGCUCCUGCCAGUGGUGGGGUGAUCACCUUAUUACAGGGUCUGGAUUCAGUUUGGUCUUGGAGAAUGAUUUAACAGCAAAGUGUUCUCUGGGUUGUUGUUAAACCCGUUUUAAUUUGACAUUCUGGACAAACCCAUUUCCAGCACACACUGGAUUACAAGAGUCAAUCUUAUGGGAAAAAAAAUGCAUCAGUUUGAGUCCUAAGGUACAUUGCUUUGGAAUGCUAUCUCUUUGGUGGGGCUGCCAAAAAUUUUAGAGCCUAAGGACAUCAUUAUUGGCUAUUCAGCUGGCUAACCCUGUCCUCCCUGCUGAAUGAAGACUUGGCUUUGCUGAGUUCUAUCUAAUCUGCUUGGGUCUAUGAAAGCUUUUGAAAACCCAUUUUGAAGGCUUGGGCACAGACGGAGAAAGUGGUAUUCAUUGCUAUUCGUUCUGCUGGAAAGAAGCAGGUUAGGGAUGGUGAUGGGGGAGGGAGGCUCUGACUGAAUUGCUGAACAACUCCAGCACGGAUUAAUUGGAGACCUUAGUCCUUCUGUAUGAAGUAUCACUGCAAAUGAGAGGGGAAAGGAUGGACAGUUUGAGUUGGCUUUAUAGAAAUCUCAGCUAUGAGUCUGUUUGGAUGAAUAUAUUACUAGCCAAAUGAACAAAUGAAAAACUUGUAAGAACACAGCAGGAAACAGAGAAAGCAAUGACCUUCUAGAAUUACAGAAGGUCAAAACAGCUGGGGUGUCUGUUUGACUGGACAAGUGUUGUUAGAUCUUGGUGACUAAGGUUAUUACACCUGAUCAUGGAAAGGCUUGCCAUUUGUCUGCUAAUGAUAAGCACAUCUGUGAAGACCAUGAUGUGCCCCAAGAGAUGCUCAUGCCAAAAUGUCUCUCCAUCUAUAACUAUUCUGUGUACCAAGACAGGCCUUCUCUUCGUGCCCCCUACUAUUGACAGGAGGACAGCCGAACUUCGACUUAUGGACAACUUUAUAACUACUCUAAGAAGGAGAGACUUCGCUAACAUGACAGAUUUAAUCCAUUUAACUCUUUCCAGGAAUACAAUUAGUCAAAUAAUGCCUUAUGCAUUUGUUGACCUUAAAGGCCUCCAUGCUUUGCACUUGGACAGCAACAGAUUAACUUCUGUCAGUGAAGAACAUUUGAGGGGUCUAAUUAAUCUCAGACAUUUGAUCCUAAGCAAUAAUCAAUUACAUUACAUUGCUCCAGGGUCAUUUGAUGAUUUCGUAGACACCCUGGAGGAUUUAGAUUUGUCCUAUAACAAUCUGGUAGAUAUACCAUGGGAAACCAUUGGGAGGCUUUCAAGUGUUAACACGGUGGGCUUAGAUCACAAUCUGAUUGAUUAUGUCCCUGAGGGGAUAUUUUCCAAUCUCCAUAAAUUAGCUAGACUAGACAUGACCUCCAAUAAACUUAAAAAGAUUCCCCCAGAUCCAUUGUUUUCUAGAAUUCCCGUGUAUGCCAAAUCAAAAGGUUCUCCAUUGACCUCUUUGGUGCUAAGUUUUGGUGGCAAUCCACUUCACUGCAACUGUGAGUUAAUGUGGCUUAGACGCCUUACUAGAGAAGAUGACCUGGAAACCUGUGCCUCACCUGCAGAGCUGAUGGGCAAGUAUUUUUGGUCAAUAAAGGAAGAAGAAUUUGUGUGUGAGCCUCCAAUGAUUACUCAUAGGACUUCCAAACUGGUGAUCAUGGAAGGUCAAAGUGCGUCCUUGAAGUGCAAAUCUGUUGGUGAUCCUGAUCCCUAUGUCCGGUGGAUUUCCCCAGAUGGGAAACUAGUUUCAAAUACUUCCAGGACUAUGUCCUAUGACAAUGGAACUCUGGACAUUAUCACAACUAUAUACGCAGACCGUGGAAACUUUACCUGUAUAGCAUCCAAUGCAGCAGGAGAGUCAACGGCCAAUGUAGAACUUACUGUAAAUCCUUUUCCUAAUCUUGCCAACAGCACCAAUUGUGAUAAGGAAACAGAAUCAGGCCUCUCAGAUAUAUUAACACCCGCCAAGUCUAGCAUCCCUUCCAGUGAAACGAAAGCUUUGAAUGAUAAAAAGGUUGUGGUUGCUGAGUUAACCUCAUCCUCGGCUCUCAUCCAAUGGCCUCCCCAGAGUCACAUCCCAGGUAUAAGAAUGUACCAGAUCCAGUAUAACAGUUCAUCGGAUGACAUCCUCAUUUACAGAAUGAUUCCCUCAUCAAGCAAGUCAUUCUUCUUAAGUGACCUGGUUUCAUCUCGCAAUUAUGAUCUGUGUGUUCUUGCUGUGUAUGAUGAUGGUACAACUGCCCUAACUGCAACUAGAGUGAUUGGAUGUGUUCAAUUUACAACAGAACAGGAAUACAAACAGUGCAGGUCUCUACAUGCACAAUUUCUAGGUGGAACCAUGAUUAUUAUCAUUGGUGGCAUUAUUGUAGCGUCUGUCCUAGUCUUUAUUUUCAUCUUGCUUAUGAAGUAUAAAGUCUACAACAACCAUCCUAAAUCUAAACCAGCCAAGGUAACCAAUGUAUGUUCUCAAACCAAUGGAAGCCACAGUGGGACAAUGGGACGUUCAUCAUCCAAGCUAACUGAAAGAAGGGACAGUCUUCUGCAGGACAUCUCAGGAACAUCUGUCAAAGGCAAAACAAUAGUUGACCUCAGCCCAGAUGGUGAAAGAGUGACUUUGUCCGACACUACCUUUAUAACAAAUGAUGUUUUGUCACACUAGCAGUGCAUUAAAUCAAUAACAAAAACAUAUGCACCUCUUUUAAGGACGCUCCAUCAUGUAUCGUGGUGGCACUGUUGCGAACAUUUUCAUGCAAGAAGUCGUAUUUUCGGCUUUACACCUAUUGUCUAUUUUUAAGAUCAGAUGGUUACAACAAAAUGCUAUUUUUUUAAACUGUACAAAUGGUUCUUGCAUUCUUAACUAUUUUUGGUUCAAUAUUAUUAAAUAUAAAGUGUGUGAUUUACAAAGUUA
This is a messenger RNA of Xenopus tropicalis (tropical clawed frog), 3245 nucleotides long. RefSeq names its product leucine rich repeat and fibronectin type III domain containing 3 (gene lrfn3). The coding region runs from base 1098 to 2996 and encodes 632 amino acids. Lineage: Eukaryota; Metazoa; Chordata; Amphibia; Anura; Pipidae. The transcript is spliced from 5 exons. The record is from RefSeq and is a predicted model, not a curated record. Gene Ontology annotation, cellular component: plasma membrane; presynaptic membrane; postsynaptic membrane.